Molecule: messenger RNA, 4013 nt
Organism: Pelobates fuscus (common spadefoot toad)
Lineage: Eukaryota; Metazoa; Chordata; Amphibia; Anura; Pelobatidae
Gene: LRIG1
Product: leucine rich repeats and immunoglobulin like domains 1
Exons: 19
Coding region: 733-3927 (1064 amino acids)
Molecular function (GO): protein binding
Source: RefSeq, a predicted model, not a curated record
UGAGAACAGUCCGAGGUGGGAGUGAGGGGCUCUGCUGUUUGGGUCUGCCUUCUGUCCGCCUUCACAAAGCAACCCCCCCGUCCCCGCUGACACCCUGCAGACUCCACAUUGUACACAGUGAGCCUGAAUGUACUCCGCGAGCGACCUCUCUCACUGGGUUUGUUAUUGUGCUGUGUCUGGAGCUCACUACAAGCAGAGCUUUCUUCACCACUGAACCUUCUGUUGGAACUAGCCUUCUGGCAUUCUAAGGACCUCUGGACCUGCUCCUGGGACACGGUAUCUGACAUUCUGUGGACCUCUGGAUCUGCUGCUGGAGAAAGUCCUUAGUCUAAGGACCCCUAGUUGACCAGGUCUUCUGGCAUUGUAUGGACUCCUAGACAAGUCUUCAUUCUAAGGACUUUUGGACCUGCUGCUUGGGCAAGUCAUCUGGCAUUUUAAGGACCUCUUGACCUGGUACUGGGACAUAACUUCUUGCAUUCUGAUCAUUGGACUUCUGCCCUCCCCAGCAUUUCGGAAAUUUACCCCCAUGUGCUAAUCUGAAGGAUUGAUUCCACAUAGCACAUCCAUAGGGCUCUCCUGGAACUCAUGAUAAACAGAGCAGCCCCUCUGAGGACUCUUUCCCAAAGGUUAUGGAGAUAUCAAUAGUAUCUGGUGCAUAAUAUCAUAAGCUAAUUAUUGGGAAUCGUUCUAUUUCCUACACAGUUCUUGUAGAUAGAGUGCAGAUCAUUGAACAUGCAGUUCUCGCUUGGAAGGAGGUUUUCGUUGCUAGGUCUCAUGAAUGUCACCCUUAUCUUUCACCUGUUGAUCGGAUCUUGCCAAAGUUCAACUACCCCAUGUCCUUCCAACUGCACCUGCUCUGGGGAUCUAGUGGACUGCAGCCACCAGGGACUUACACAGAUACCACAUGACCUCCCAUCCUGGACAGUCCAUUUAAACCUGAGCUACAACAGGCUGAAUGAGAUCGAUCCGGCCGCCUUUGUCGAGCUGCAUAAGCUGCAGGAAGUGCUGUUGAACCACAAUGAACUCUCUGAUAUCCCGUCUCUAGGAGAUGCAUCUUCUAAGCUGAUAUCACUUUCCCUACAUCACAAUAAGAUCCGCAGUAUUGAGGCGAGUCAAAUGAAGCAAUAUGUUGCACUUGAAAUAUUGGACUUAAGUUUCAACGAGAUAACCGAGAUCCACAGUGGCACGUUUCCCCCAGGACUUCAAAUAAAGGAGCUCAAUCUAGGGAGCAACAGAGUGAACAGUCUGGAGUCUGAAUCCUUCAAAACUUUGUCAAGGUCUCUACUCACCCUUCGCCUAAGCAAAAACAGAAUCUCCCAUCUUCCGCUUCGAGUCUUUAAGCUGCCCAGACUAACCCAACUUGAAUUAAAUCGAAACCGUAUACGUUCAAUAGAAGGGCUGACUUUUCAAGGACUGGACAGUUUGGAGGUUUUAAAAUUGCAGCGUAACAAUAUCAGUAAACUUACUGAUGGGGCUUUCUGGGGCCUAUCAAGCAUGCAGAUCUUACAUCUGGAAUAUAAUAAUCUGAAAGAAGUGAGCACCGGAUCUCUAUAUGGACUCCAGUCUCUUCAACAGCUACACCUAAGUAACAACUCAAUAUCCCAAAUAAACUCUGGAGGGUGGAGCUUCUGUCGAAAUCUACAGGAGCUAAUUCUGUCUUAUAAUAAUCUUACCAGAUUGGAUGAGGGCAGUUUUGCAGAUCUUGGUGCCCUUGAAAUUCUAUUACUAGGCCAUAAUUCCAUCAGUCAUAUUGCAGAAGGAGCCUUUAAAGGCCUCAAAAGCCUUCGUAUAUUGGAAUUGGACCAUAACGACAUCUCCGGUACAAUAGAGGACACCAAUGGGGCCUUUAUAGGCCUGGAAAGUCUAAGCAAGCUAACUCUGUUUGGAAACAAGAUCAAGUCUGUGGCCAAAAAAGCGUUCUCAGGCUUAGGGGCUCUGGAGCACCUAAACCUUGGGGAAAACGCUAUUCGGUCUGUACAGCCUGAGGCAUUUGGGGAAAUGAAGUCCCUCAAAGACCUAAUCCUCAGUAGUGACAGCUUGCUUUGUGACUGUCAUCUUAAGUGGCUACCACAGUGGGUAACUGGCAGAAAACUGCAGUCCAAAGUAAAAGCCACUUGUGCCCAUCCAGAGUCACUGAAGAGUAAAAGCAUAUUCAACGUGUCACCCCGCAGCUUUGUGUGUGAGGACUUCCCAAAACCUCAAAUCAUAGUUCAACCUGAAAAUACAAUGGCAGUCCAUGGAAAAGAUGUCCGUCUUACUUGUUCAGCUGCUAGCAGUAGCAGUUCACCCAUGACCUUUUACUGGAUGAAAAACAGUGAAAUUCUACACAAUUCUGAGACUGAGAACUUUGCCAAUGUGAGGGAAAAGGAUGGUGAAGUGAUGGAAUACACCACAAUCCUACAUUUGAGAAAUGUGACCUUUACACACGAAGGGCGUUACCAGUGCAUCAUCUCCAAUCAUUUUGGUUCGACAUACUCCAACAAAGCAAAGCUUACCGUGAACAUUCUGCCAUCCUUUAUCAAAACACCCAGAGAUAUAACAAUGCGGACAGGUACCACUGCAAGACUGGAGUGUGCAGCAGAGGGAUAUCCUGUUCCUGAAAUAGCAUGGCAAAAAGAUGGAGGCACGGACUUCCCAGCAGCCCGAGAGCGACGUAUGCAUGUCAUGCCAGAUGAUGAUGUUUUCUUUAUUAUGGAGGUGAAGAGCGAGGAUAUGGGAGUUUAUAGCUGCACAGCUCAAAAUUCUGCUGGCUCAGUCUCUGCAAAUGCAACGCUAACAGUACUUGAAAUGCCCUUUCUGAUUCAUCCAAUAGAAGACCGUGUUGUGUUUCUAGGGGCUACCUUGGCACUACAAUGCAAAGCGAAUGGAAGCCCCCCUCCUCGAAUUACCUGGCUUAAAGGUGACGAGCCCUUGGUUUUGACAGAUCGACAUCAUUUCACACCUGGUAAUCAGUUGCUUGUCAUUCGAAACGUGGUAAAGGAAGAUGCUGGAAAAUACACCUGCGAGAUGUCUAACACGCUUGGGACAGAACGUGCCUACAGUCGGGUUAGCGUCUAUCCCACCACUGGCUGUGCUGCGGAACAAGGCAAAACAGAGGGAACUAUGACAUUUGGCAUUAUCACCAUUGCAGUUGUCUGCAGCAUUGUCCUAACAUCUCUGGUUUGGGUGUGCAUAAUCUAUCAGACCAGGAAGAAGAGAGAAGAGUAUAGCGUCACCAAUACAGAUGAAACCAUUGUACCCCCUGAUGUUCCAAGUUAUUUGUCAUCUCAAGGAAUAUGCUCAAGUGAUGGAGCUGGGAAUCUGGAUGUUGAGGCUUGUAACGUGCCAUACCGGCAGCCAAGGAUCUGCAUAGGAUGCAACUCUGAAGGCUGUAAAACGGCAGAUGGUUUAUUCAGUACAGAUAAUACAGGUUAUGGAUUCCAGAUUAAAUGCACAGACUGUUUAGAUGAUCAUACCCCAUAUGACAAGGAUUCAGACUACUGCCAGCAGGCAUUGGAAUCUUUAGACUAUUCAUAUCAUAAGUCACUAAGCAACCACGAUGUAUAUGGGAAUAGCGACACUUCCUGUCAUCAGAUUGCUGGGACCUUUGGCAACCAUAAACAAAAUCACACAAGCCCAACUUAUGCAAGCAGUCAUGAAGGCUUCAUGAAGACUUCUACCUUAACGUCCCCUUCAGUAGACCCUUCCAUAGAAGGUCCAUGCAGAGAGCCAUUAUUGAGGUCAACGCAUACAGAAGGGUUCCAUGAAGAACACCCAGUAUCUGAAAGUUUUCUACAACAAAUACCAGGCACCACAUCAGAGCCAGUAACCAAAGAAAUGGCCACACAAAGACUUCUAUCCAACGGACAUGUUACAUCUUUAAAUGACAAUAACCACCGGACCCCUAAUCAUCAUGUGAAUGCAAGUGAACUGCUCUCAGCAAAUUAAAGACACUCUUUUCUUUUGUGUGGUCACUGAAUCUGAAAGAAUCCCUCCUACCUCAAUCCCAGAACUGUUAAGGGAUAAAAUGAAAA